GACACUGACAGGUUGGAAAACAGUUAGCUAGCUGCUGAAUGAUCGUAGUUAGAGUGUGAGUCGCAUUUUUACCCAUAAUAGUAGUUCCGGAAAACAUCUAAACCCGCCUGUCACAUGAGUCUCUCUACGUGUCGACAUGGACAACCGGUGUUUCUGCUGUGCAUCAAAGUUCAGCCUGUUCAAGAAGGAGCUGGGCUGUAAGAACUGCGGCCGCUCCUUCUGCUCCAGCUGCCUGACGUCCGUCGCUGUGGUCCCUCGCUGUGGCAACACCCAGCAGAAGGUGUGUAAACAGUGCCAUGGCAAUCUGACAAGUGGGGAGUCUCAGAACAGUGCUGGAAGAUGGUCUCCUCCUGAGAACUACAAAAAACGUGUGGCUGCGUUGGAGAGCAAACAGCCGGGUCCGUCGACGCAGCCUCUUGCACAUGGAGGCAGCCGACUGAGCAAAGCAGGUCACAUACCAACCAAAGGCCUGAGUAAAGAAGAUCAGGCUAUUGCCGACAGACUUCAGAAGCUCAAAGAGGACACUACACCCAAGUCUGUCCCCUCCGAGAAGGAGAUCGAGUCUCGCCUCGCUGCUCUGAAAGCUCCCAGCCGGCCAGUGCCUUCUGCAGAGGAUAUGGAGGAUCGUUUGGCAGCUCUGAGGGGUCAGCCUCCACCUUCUCAAGCCCCUCCACCGGUGCACCAGCCCCCAGAUGGCAGGACUCAGACUGAACUAGCCAAUGAUCUGCUCAGUCAGAUGACAGAGGAAGUUGCCAUCGAUGACCAGCAGUCAAAUCCAGAGGGCAAUGAGGAUGGGCGUAUGAACGAUCUCAACAAGGGGGAGGGGGGAAUACUGGAUGAGAAUUUGGAGGAGAACCAGGAUGCGCAGCAGGAUGCGAACAAGCAGCUUGAGGCUGAGAAGACCCGCCUGCUGGAGGAGGCCAUGGCGGAGCUGAGGACGGAGCAGCAUUCCCAGGAUCAGAUCCUCCACAUGGCCAAGAGACUGGCCCAGCUGAAGGGGCAGGACCCAGACAAAGUUACUAUGGAGGACUUCCAGCAUCCAGAUACUGACGAGGAGACUGAGGAGGAAUCUGUGAAGAGAGUGUUGAAACAGCUCUCAGAAGAAGCUGCACUGGAUGAGGCCAGUGGCUACAACAUUCCUUUAGAACAGUGUGGUCCAAAGAACACAGAAAAGAAGAAGGCAUCAAAGAAACAGGCUUCACAAACAAAAAGUAGGAUUCCGUCAGCGGCCGGAGCACAUCAGCCAUCAGACAGCGAUGAGGAGGAACUUCCAUGGUGCUGCAUCUGCAACCAAGACGCCACGCUUCGCUGUCACACCUGUGACGGAGACCUUUACUGCAACCGAUGCUUCAGGGAAGGCCAUGAUAAAUAUGACAGGAUGGAGCAUCGCACCACUAACUACACUGCGCCAAAGAAGAAGAGGAAGACAUGAUAGUUGGACUGUGUUGCAGAUAUUUUUGCCUUAUCAGGCUCUUGUCAGUCAUCAUCUUUAGAGCUGUGCUUUAGCCUUAAGUGACCUAUUAUUGUAAAAAAAAGAUAGAAACACUAAAUGUUAUCUUAAGCAGUGCAGAAUGGCAAAUUUUAAACUCUUAACGUAUCUCAUCUUAUCUGUCCAACAUGGUAUAAAUACAGGAAAGCAGCAUUUGUGUCCUGUAAUUGCAAACACUGAUCUAGAUUAAUUGAGUAGGUAAAGACACAAUGGAUAUAUAUGUGAUAUAAUAAGUGGAACAUAGCUCUUAUUUUUUCUGUAAUGUAUAAGAUUAGAGGUAAGUUAUCUUACAGAUGCUGGUAGACAGUGUUUGUAUUUCAGGAAAAAAAACUAUUCAGCUUCUGCACACAGAAAAGUUCUCACCUGUCCAACUUAAUAAGAAGCUUUAAGGUUUUUUUCUGUCACUUGUCCCACUUCUUAAAAGCAACAAAGGCUCAUCUAAGUCUCUCUUUGCACAUUUUAUCAUAAUUUUUUUGUAAUUGACAUCACAGAGAGAGGAGGCAGACACGUCAUGAGCUCAUCUGGAAUGAUGGACUGUCCCAGACCUACUGUCAGCUCUAGACUGAAGAAGCAUAGAGGAGUCGGUAUAAAAGGAUUACUGAGGGCUUUGUUAUCUUUUUGGCAGGCACUGCAGUCACUCUUGUAAUCUAUGUUUGGCUGUGAGUCUGACAUGAGUAUAGCCCCUUCUUGUCCUUGUGUUUAAUUUCAUUAGGAGGGAAACACAAGUGUAGAGCGCUGUCACGCCUCAGAGAGGAAGCAGUUUUAUUUUUAACAUUGAAGCAUCUUUUUGGGGAUUGAAGUUAUCAUUACUUGACAAAAGCGUCUCCGUCUGGCAGGUCUCGUCAGAGGUGUAGCAUUACAGUAUGGAGGUCAGAGAAGCAAAAGUGGAAAUGGGGGUCGGACAUAGCAAAUUACUAUAAUGGAGCCACUCGGCCAAGAGACCCUCUGUGUGUGUCAGGGAGAUGGCCAGAGUGCAGUUUCAUCACUAUGCAUUACUGUCUAGCUGAGGAGAAACCAUGAUUACACUUUCCUCUGGGGGCUUGUUUCCAUUAAGGUUUGCAUGGAGGCCGUUACUGUGUUUGCCUUUUUUUUUUUCUGGCCUUGUCAUGCACGCACCACAGACAGGAAAUGGAUGAGGAGGAUAAUGGACGCAUACUUAAUGGACCCUCCUGCUGCUGAUUGCACUGUGUUUACUCCUGGACUUGACAUGUCAACGUCCCCUUUGUCUCCAUUACCGCUGAAAGCACAACACACCCAUGUUUUCUGGGAAUACCGUCUGAAAGUCGGGACUGUACGACAUCAUCCUCCUCUAAAGUGUUUUAGAGCAGUAACAGUAUAUUUAAAUGUUUUUUUUAAAAACUGCUUGGUGUUAUAGACAUGUCAAUAUUUAUUUGUAAAUGGAGGAUGAAUAAUUUCUGAUACCUGUUGGCCAGUCAUAUGAUCGCCUGUGCUUGUGGAAUCACACUUAACCCUUUUGACAAUUCAUCAACAGCCUUGUCUUGAAAAUGUUCAAUUUUUAUUUUAACUUACAACACUGUCAUCAGAACAAAAAUAUUUAUGUACAUAAAUAGGCAAAUGAAAAUGUACAGUCUUACACAAAAAAAACCCAGUCUGUCUGAGUAAUAGGCAUAACAGCUUUUUAUCUCAUGUGCUUUAUUGGUUAAUGGGAAACAAAAUGUUUUAGCAGUCCAUACAUGAAGGUGAAAUAAUAAUAAUAAUAAAGAAAAUCUAUUCAAAACCCAA
Limanda limanda (common dab) is the source of this 3232-nucleotide messenger RNA. It is a transcript of the gene zfyve19, whose product is annotated as zinc finger, FYVE domain containing 19. Gene Ontology annotation, biological process: mitotic cytokinesis checkpoint signaling; abscission. Gene Ontology annotation, molecular function: phosphatidylinositol-3-phosphate binding; metal ion binding. The record is from RefSeq and is a predicted model, not a curated record. The transcript is spliced from 11 exons. Gene Ontology annotation, cellular component: centrosome; cleavage furrow; midbody. Lineage: Eukaryota; Metazoa; Chordata; Actinopteri; Pleuronectiformes; Pleuronectidae. The coding region runs from base 137 to 1432 and encodes 431 amino acids.